AUGCUCGCUAGUAGCUUUGGUACACCCCUCAUUUCUCAACUCCUCAGAAAAAAGCGAUUCGCAUUUGACGUCAAGUCAUUCAUAGACGACUGGCUUCGCGUCGAUCGCACCAGAUCAUGGGUCGACAUGCACUCCAUUACACCCUUUUUGCUGACCAGACAGCGCUUGACAUUUACCUACUCUUGUUAUGAACGAAGCUCCUUGGUCGAAAUUAGGACCAUGUUUGUUGACCACACCCUUCGAGGGAGGCUGCACUUAGGCCCAGAUACGAGGAGAGGACUUCUCGAGGCUGAGGCAUGGGUAGACACUCACACCACAGGAUCCAGGCAUGUAUGGUGCUUGGGGUGUAAAGAACGCGUCGACUUCUUACGGGAAGACUUUGAUGUUGGAGCGUGGCAGGAACACCGGGAUUUUUGCUGGGAAAUUCGAAAUAUGACGAAGAAAGCCGUUGUGAAGGAGAUCAUCAUGCAGACUCGUCAGACGGAGCUCCUUUGGGCGCCAAAUAGUCGGUCACCGCUGUAUGAUGACGUUGAUGGAUAA
This is a messenger RNA of Guyanagaster necrorhizus, 540 nucleotides long. RefSeq lists its product as uncharacterized. Bases 1 to 540 code for a protein of 179 amino acids. The record is from RefSeq and is a predicted model, not a curated record. Lineage: Eukaryota; Fungi; Basidiomycota; Agaricomycetes; Agaricales; Physalacriaceae. The transcript is spliced from 2 exons.